AUGGUCACAUUUUUUGUAGUUUUACUAUGUCUAUCAGCUGGCAUUCUAUCUCAGAAUGUAGAGAAUAUCGUCCCGAAAAAUAUUCUUGGAAUCGGAAGUACACAAUCUGUAGCAGUAUCCGGUAGAUUUAUUUGUAAUGGAAGACCUGCUGCUAACAUAAAACUGAAGUUGUAUGAGAAUGAAAUCAUGUUCGAUCGAUUGAUUCAAGAAAGUCGCACUGACAGUAAUGGACAAUUUAUCCUUUGCGAUCAGAAAUUCACAAUUAAAAUACCAAAAGACUACGUCACUUCCGGAGACAGAGCAUCUCGAACUUUCGACAUUGGCACAUUGAAUUUGGCAAACAAUUUCCCAGGCCAAUCUACAGACUGUAUCAAUUGA
Molecule: messenger RNA, 378 nt
Organism: Caenorhabditis briggsae
Lineage: Eukaryota; Metazoa; Nematoda; Chromadorea; Rhabditida; Rhabditidae
Exons: 3
Coding region: 1-378 (125 amino acids)
Cellular component (GO): cell surface
Source: RefSeq, a predicted model, not a curated record